AUGGUGGGCAAGCUCGCUGCUCCCUCGGAAUCCAAAGGCACGUUCACCCUGGGAAACCAGACGUUUCCCAAGGUGACGUGGUGGCGCGAGCCCGGCCUUCGUACUUUGUAUGCUCUGCUCGUCAUCCCGUUGAUCACGUCCAUGGUGAAUGGGUACGAUGGUUCCAUGAUGAACGCACUGCAGACCAGCGAACAAUGGCAAAACUACUUUGGCCAUCCUCGAGGUUCUCUUCUCGCUUUCUACAAUCUGUCGUUUGCACUGGGUCAGCUUAUUGCCGUUAUACCUUUUCCCUUUCCUGCGACGAUUGCGGACAAACUUGGCCGGCGCUCGGGCGUUGUUAUCGGGAGCAUCAUCGCCAUCAUAGGUGUUGCGAUCCAGUCAGCAAGUAUCAAUUGUAAGCUACUCACAGCUGCGAUACGCAGGCAGUAUGCUGAUCAAACUGUCAUGAUCGAUCAUGGAAGCGCACCACUGAUGGUAACAGAGCUUGCACACACUCAGCAUCGAGCGAGAUUGACGGCCAUCUAUAACUCGACCUGGUUGCAGCAAACCAGUGACCAUCAACAUAAACAGCGACUGGGCCUGGCGCAUCCCUUCGCUGCUGCAAGCCUUCCCAGCGGUUAUACAAAUUGCUCUCAUAUGGCUUCUUCCAGAGAUUACGUGCAAGCAAGUUUUGUCGAGAUCAAAGAGACGCUCGCUCUGGAGAAGGAAUUCGCCAGCCGUAUCAGCUGGAUGGACCUCAUUUCCACUCCGGGAAACCGCAAGCGGACAUUGAUCUGUUACCUGCAGGGAUUUUUCUCACAGUGGUGCGGCAACGGACUCGUGUCCUACUAUUUGGUUCCUGUCCUCGAAACAAUUGGCAUUACAUCCAGUUCGGAACAGGCCGGACUGAAUGGCGGCUUGCAGAUCUGGAACUUUAUCGUCGCCAUGUGGGCUUCUUUCAACAUUGAUCGUUUCGGCCGUCGGCCCAUGCGUUUAAUUGCGGAUGGUAGGAGCCUAUGGAACACACUGACAUGCGGUUCUGACACUCCUCCCAGGCAAGGGCUUGUCAUUGCUUAUCCGAUCGAGAUUCUACCGUACGAGAUCCGAGCCAAGGGUCUCAGUGUGACCUUCUUCGGAGUCAGCAGCUCACUUUUGAAUCAAUACAUCAAUCCUGUUGGCGUUGAAAAUGCCGGAUGGAAGUUUUACAUUUUCUACGAUGUCUUUCUGACAGUGAUAUUCGUCGUCGUAUAUUUUCUGUGGGUUGAGACAAAGAAUACUCCUCUUGAAGAAAUCGCCAAGUACUUUGAUGGUGAAGAAGCAAAGAUUGGUGGAGGGGCGUCGACCAGUACAGCGGCCGCCGUUCUAGAUCAAAUGAGAGCAAAGGAAGAGCUCCGAGGCGAUACCGAACAUCUUGAGACUGCCUAA
Rasamsonia emersonii CBS 393.64 is the source of this 1404-nucleotide messenger RNA. RefSeq names its product Hexose transporter protein. Gene Ontology annotation, molecular function: carbohydrate:proton symporter activity. Lineage: Eukaryota; Fungi; Ascomycota; Eurotiomycetes; Eurotiales; Trichocomaceae. The transcript has 9 exons. Gene Ontology annotation, biological process: transmembrane transport; carbohydrate transport. Gene Ontology annotation, cellular component: membrane. The coding region runs from base 1 to 1404 and encodes 467 amino acids. The record is from RefSeq and is a predicted model, not a curated record.